AUGAAUAUUGAUGGUUAUCAAUUUAAGUGGAUAAACAAUGAACCUGUUAAAUGGUCAGUUGAAAAUCCAAAUAUAAUUACAGUGAUAACAGAGAAUAACACUGAUUUCUGGAAGGAUACUUGGUAUGGAUUCAAUAGAUUCACUGGUCAUGUAUUCGGAUGUAAUGUAUCAGAGAUUAUUAAACAACAGCAACAACAACAACGACAACAACAACAACAACAACAAGAGUGUAAAUCAGAAUCUUUAGAGGUUGACGAUAUAUCAUUCACUUUUCAGUUGAAAGUGAAUGCAGAGUUUAGUUAUCUCUAUGAUCAAGCGGGUGUCAUUGUGAUUGCGGAUGAAUCACAUUGGAUCAAAGCCGGCAUUGAAUAUAAUGAUGAUCAUCCGUGUAUGGGAUCGGUCUUGACUCUUGGCAAAUCGGAUUGGGCAACUGCCAUCUACCAAGGCAAUGCCAAAGAGUAUCACAUGCGAAUUACGAUGAUCAACAAAUGUCUAAGAGUACAAUACUCAUCGGAUGGUGGUAAGACAUGGCCACUACUCAGACUAUCGCCAUUCGAAGUUGACUCUACCAACAUCAGAGUAGGUCUUUACUGUUGCACUCCAGAAAGACAAGGUCUACAAGUUAUCUUUUCAAAUCUUCAACUAUCAAUACCUGCUUUUAUCCAAGAAUUUACAUGA
Molecule: messenger RNA, 678 nt
Organism: Heterostelium album PN500
Lineage: Eukaryota; Evosea; Eumycetozoa; Acytosteliales; Acytosteliaceae
Product: DUF1349 domain-containing protein
Exons: 1
Coding region: 1-678 (225 amino acids)
Source: RefSeq, a predicted model, not a curated record